Messenger RNA from Lemur catta (Ring-tailed lemur), 954 nucleotides. RefSeq names its product olfactory receptor 1P1. The coding region runs from base 1 to 954 and encodes 317 amino acids. Gene Ontology annotation, molecular function: G protein-coupled receptor activity; olfactory receptor activity. The record is from RefSeq and is a predicted model, not a curated record. Gene Ontology annotation, biological process: G protein-coupled receptor signaling pathway. Lineage: Eukaryota; Metazoa; Chordata; Mammalia; Primates; Lemuridae. Gene Ontology annotation, cellular component: membrane. The transcript has a single exon.
AUGGAAGGAGAGAAUCAGACUAGCAUCUUUGAGUUCCUCCUCUGGGGACUCUCAGACCGGCCAGAGCAGCAGCACAUCCUCUUCCUUCUGUUCCUGUGGAUGUACGUGGUCACUGUGGCUGGGAACCUGCUCAUUGUCCUGGCCAUAGGCACUGACACACGUCUCCACACCCCCAUGUACUUCUUCCUCGCCAGCCUGUCGUGUGCAGACAUCCUUUUCACCUCCACCACCGUGCCCAAGGCCCUAGUGAACAUCCAGACCCAGAGCAGGUCCAUCUCCUAUGCAGGAUGCCUGGCUCAGCUCUACUUCUUUUUGACUUUUGGGGACAUGGACAUCUUUCUCCUGGCCACGAUGGCCUAUGACCGCUAUGUGGCUAUUUGCCACCCGCUCCACUACACCAUGAUCAUGAGCCUCCGGCGCUGCAUCCUCAUGGUGACUGUCUGCUGGACCCUCACAAGUCUCGUUGCCAUGACGCACACCUUCCUCAUAUUCCGGCUCUCCUUCUGCUCUAGGAAGAUCAUUCCUGACUUCUUCUGUGAUCUGGGGCCCCUGAUGAAGGUGUCUUGCUCUGAUACCCAGGUCAAUGAACUUGUGCUCCUCUUCCUGGGGGGAGCAGUCAUUUUAAUCCCCUUUAUGCUCAUCCUGGUCUCUUACAUCCUCAUCGUUUCAACCAUCCUCAGAGUCCCCUCUGCCCAGGGAAGGCUCAAAGUCUUCUCUACCUGUGGUUCUCACCUCGCUGUUGUUGCCCUGUUCUUUGGGACAGUGAUCCGGGCUUAUCUGUGCCCCUCACCCUCUUCCUCCAACUCAGUAGAGGAGGAUACAGCGGCUGCUGUCAUGUACACAGUGGUGACUCCCCUGCUGAACCCCUUCAUUUACAGCCUGAGGAACAAGGACAUGAAGUGUGCCCUGGUCAGACUUCUCAGGGGCAAAGCCUCCUUCUCAUGGGGACAGUGA